Molecule: messenger RNA, 2237 nt
Organism: Hypoxylon fragiforme
Lineage: Eukaryota; Fungi; Ascomycota; Sordariomycetes; Xylariales; Hypoxylaceae
Exons: 4
Coding region: 93-2141 (682 amino acids)
Source: RefSeq, a predicted model, not a curated record
AGAUUUCUUCUUGACCGACCGACUUUCAUCUUUACCCUUUCUCUCCCUCUCUUUCCCAUGCCGUUGUCUCGGCCAGCAAUCCUCCCUUGUCCAUGUGGGAGAAUUGCGAUGAGGCCCGGCCUCCGGCCGGCCAAGAUCCCGACAUCGUCGGUCUAGGGACUUUGAUUGCCUGUGCAGGCUCCGCGUGCGUCGCGGUCUUGUGCUUGCUGAUCCAAUACUUAUUCUUCUAUUUCCCCCGAACUCAGGACGAGCAACAAUCACGUGUUGCGAAUCCAAUCGACAUAUUACUAUUGGGUGGGCUCAGGAAGCCUUUUGAGUUCUUGGGGUUCAAGUUUGGUUCUUUAAGGCCACAGCGCGAGAGGCGUUGGUGGCCGGCAGCCUUCGAUCAAUAUGUCGCGGCUGUGGGUGAUGUCCAGCUCGCGAUGGGAUUCGCAGUCCUCGCGUAUGGCUACGUUUCCAUGUUCGAGCAAGGCUUAUCAGUGUAUCACUGGUGGCUCAUCGUAGGACUAGUUUGGUUCUCGGUUGUAGCAAAUCUAGCAACAACUUCGUACCUACGUCACUACUAUGUCAACAGAGACCCAGGCGAGCGGUGGUGGAGGGGGUUCUUGCUUUUCUGUCUGAUCGCGAUGGUCACGGUUUCCAUGGUGCCAAUUUACCAGAUGAAAGAGAGGCUUGCUGAUGAGCAUGACGAGGAUAUUCAGCGCAAGUUACUUACAACUACGAACGUGCUUUGCUACAUACCCGGACGUGGCGCAAAUCUCGAUACGCCGCAGUUUCGAUCCCACAUUGCCCUCAUAGGGAUCGCUGUUGUCAUUGGACUACUGAUCAUUGGCAUCCUGAAGCUCUUCGAGAGGCCUGGCAGCAUGAUCUUUAGGUGGCGCGACCAUUACCGAGGCGAGAUGCAGCAGUCGUUCUUUGGAGAUGGGGAUAGCAUUAUAACCUGUAUUCGGUGCGAGCAGCGACACAUGCUCUUGGUGGUCCGGCCUAUCCUGGCAUUCUGGCUCGUUUUGCGAAUCUACGCCGAUCUCUUGAACUCGGUGCUGACUGAAGUCCUAUGUACCAUGGCGACCCUUGCCUGGGUUGUUGUGCGAUUUAUCGACAUCUUGCGUCUAGGCGGUACGAUCGAAGCCGAUAUUUACAACUGGAGUUUUGGUCAGAUAGCCGCGCUCGCCUUCUUCGCGGCACCUCUCGGAUCGCUAGCAGCUUGCUUUAUAGGCUCCCUUGGAAGAAUCAGAUAUAGGCAAAUUUUCAGACUUCCCCGAUUCCCCAGGAUACCGAGGCCGAGGAUUUGGCGCCCGAGGUGGAGAUUUGGUAAAAAGAAGCAACCCGAACAGCAGGCAGAAAUUGACCCCGAGCAACCCCCAGAAGUUGUUGCGGAACCAUCCGGCAGCCAAUCAGAACCAUCGCCUCCUGAACGAUCAGGUGAGGGGCAUCACCCUAACAUUACUGAAACUAGUGACGAGGGACGCGAAGAGAGAAGCAAUCCCGAAAGCGAAGAAGACGAUCCAAAUAGAAUAUACGACUUGGGCACCUACAGAGUGCUCCUGUCGCCCCGCUUCGUCAUUGCAUUACCUCUUGCCGGCUUCUCGAACUUACUGUAUCUCGUCCUACUCUUGGUCCUACCGAAAGUCUCCGAUUACCCGUUAACCGCAGAUGUUUUAUGGCGAACGCUCUUCUGGUACGUUAUCUACCAGCCAUUGCUCCUCUUCGCAUUCUUCCUCUCCGGCAUGAUCGUGGAAGAGAGGAUUGUGCGAGAGGGACGAAUGCUCUGCGCCUACCGGAUCAUCGGUGCGAUAACGGCGGUACUAUCCACCGUUGCCAUCCUAGACACUUUGUACGGUCUCGGCGGCAUCCCAAUGUCAUACAUAGGCCUGGGAACACUCGGCCUAGUCUUGCUAGUCUACCUCCUAUAUGGCCUCGUGGCCCGGCCCGGCCCCCUGGCGAAAGGCAAAGGCCCAAGCAGAUACCCUCGAGGCGGCGCAGGUGGGGACGUCGAGGAAGGCCAGCCGCUCCUCGCCGAACCCAGGAGGUCUUUCUCGGACGUCCGCAUCUUCCCCGUCCGUAAGCAAAAACGGUGGCAUGGCCCCUCGCGCAGACCUCGGAACGGAGGGAGGAGAGGAGGGUACGGGACUAUCAGUUGAAGUUGAGCCUACAAAAACCCAAAAGAAAAAAAGAACAUGCAUGAUUGAUUGGCUAGCGACAGGAAAGACAAAUUCCAUCAUGGAUUUUCCAUAAAA